This is a messenger RNA of Frieseomelitta varia, 23285 nucleotides long. RefSeq names its product microtubule-associated protein futsch. The transcript is spliced from 11 exons. Gene Ontology annotation, cellular component: microtubule associated complex; microtubule; dendrite. Gene Ontology annotation, biological process: regulation of microtubule depolymerization; dendrite development; axonogenesis. NCBI's taxonomy places the organism in Eukaryota, Metazoa, Arthropoda, Insecta, Hymenoptera, Apidae. Bases 240 to 17894 code for a protein of 5884 amino acids. The record is from RefSeq and is a predicted model, not a curated record. Gene Ontology annotation, molecular function: microtubule binding; actin binding.
AGUAUGACAACGUGACACGAGUUAGCUAGCCCGAAUUUGGAUCAAUGAUCUAAGGUCGGUUCUCACGGAGAAGCUCGGAUCCUGCGCAUUCGACGAUAGGACAUAGCCCUACCGCUUUUCAGGGAAAGGGUCGUGCAAAUCCUGCGCAAUACUUAACGCCAACACGGUCCGCAUGAAAUCGCGGUGUGUCGACGCGGUGACCUUUUCAUAAAAUCUCUUCGAAAUUUUCUUGCUUCGCAAUGAGUACCACGGAUCCUGCUGGAGAGGGUGGAGGGGGAGGGGUGUCAAGCACAAUAUCACCAAAUAUUGAACAAAACGUAUCUCCAGUUAUACCGGUGACCGGUGGUGUGGUGCAACCGGGCUCUCAACAACAGCAUCCACCACCGUCGCCACUAAGUGGUUGUUACCUUCUCGUUGUGCUUCCAGAGCCUCAUACCGCGCAGCAUAAAGAUCUCAUCUUAAACCGCCUUGCAAAAGGCUUCUUGUCGUGGGAUAAGGAUAGCUGUCACGUAGAUUUAGAAAAAGAAUUACUUGCGCUGGUGGCACAAGCUCCCGAAGGAGAAGAAGCUAGAAAUGGCGAACGACUGAUCCAAUACGCUACUGAGAAUCUUGUUACGGAAGUACUGAUCCACCCGCAAACGAAUACAUUAUUACAAUGUAUCCGUAAUCUCCUGGCAAGUUUUACAAAACACCGGCAUAUUAUACACGGUGGAUAUACCUUCGGUGGAAAUGGUUCCUGGAUACUGCAAGAUGGAACCUUCAGCCUUGCCGAUUUCUUGGAUGCAUUUAGUGAACACGAGGUGCAAAGAGUUCUUCGUGCGUACGAGAACAGCGUCACGGUGGACAUUCAUUGCGCGAGUGUCGGCGAUUGGACAACAAAUAGACUUUCCAAGGAAGCUUGCACUAGAUCCUGUCGAGUCAGAGUGAAUCCCGAUGACGUUCUCACCGCUGGAUUACCAGCGAUCACCAGUUUCACGAAUUACGUUGGACAGUAUCUCGUUGCCCAGACACUGGACCAACUUAUGGAGCCGUCCGACGUCGUUGGCAACAUAAGAUUUAGUCAUCCAACAUUGUACGUCUUCCCCGGUGGUCAAGGUGAUGCCGCGUUGUUCGGCAUAAACGGUUUUAACAUGCUGGUGGACGGCGGUUUCGCCAGAAAGGCCUGUUUCUGGGACUUUACCAGACAUUUGGACCGUCUCGACGCGGUCUUAGUUACUAGAGUAAAUAACAGCAAUGUCGGCGGUAUGUCUAGUGUCCUCCGGAAGAAAAAGGAGAUGCACGUCUACCCUCAAAUCGGACAUUUCUUCUGCAAUCUAAUCGAGAGAAGACAAUCCAAUUCUCCGGACGGGGACAAAGAUAUCGAUCCUCUGAUACUGAAUCUCACUGACAUUGGCCAAGAGAUGGUUGUCAAUCUGCGUCACAUCAGCCUGCGAGCGCAUCCGUGCUACAGAGACCCGGACCCGAUCAAUCUCUAUCACAAAGUAGGUCACGGCACGUUGGACAUGUAUGUGUUAAGCCCGAGCAAGGAUAGUCGCGAGGUUCGCGAAUUCCUGGCGAAAUGGCACACCUCGGACUCGAAGCUGUUCGCUGGCGGUCACAAGAAAGACUCGAACAAUCUAACCUUCCCGAUUCAGAAUCUGGUCUCGAUAUGCGCGUUGCUGGUUUGGCAGCCAGCGAAUCCCGAGGACACCAUCACGAGAAUACUGUUCCCCGGUAGCACGCCCCAGCACAAGAUCUUCGAGGGUUUCGAACGAUUGAAACACUUGGAGUUCCUAAAGCAUCCAGUCUGCUCUGCGAAGAGCCUCUCGCCGUCCGCGUCCUUGGCGACGUUACGGGACAAGCCUGCGAAGCAAAAGUUGAGCUUGAUCAGCGAGAAGGAAACCUCGAAGAAGAUAAGCACCGAGGCGAGGAAAGAGAAGAAAGAAUCGCCGGAGAUUAAGAUGAAAACGACCGACGAAACGCUGGCGAAGACGCCGAUCAUACCGACGAAGCCGCAGGCUGUUAAAGCCGAGACGAAAGCUAAGAAAGUGAUCGAGAACAAGAAGAUAGAGGUGGAGAAAGAGAGUAAGAAGGAGAAAGAGGCGAAAGAAGGGAAGAAGGAGGUUGUGAAGAAGGACGUUGGGAAGGAGAAGACGGAGGAGAAAUUGGAGAAACGCGAAGAGGAGCAGAAGACGGAGAAGAUAACUCCACCGGCGAAGGAAGCGAAGCCGAAGGAAACUAAGAAGAAGGAAGAGAAACAGAAGAGCGCUAAACCAGGGAAGAUCGAAACGAAGCCGAAGAUAGUCGAGAAGAAAGUGAAACAGUCGCCCGUGGAGAAGAAGGACGCUGGAAUGAUAGUGAAGUCUUCCCCGACGACGCCGAAGAAAACCAUAAACGGCGUGGCAACGAAGACAGAGAUCUCGAAGGCGAGCGCGGCGAAAGCGAAGGCUCAGAAGGCGGCGGUUGAACCGGCAGCGAAAAGCACGAAGGACGCGAACAACAGGAAGGUAGUGGAGCAGAAGAACAUUGAGAAAUCAGCUAUAAAGGACACGACCAGCGUGGUCAAGGUAUCGGCGAAGCCUAAACCGAUGGACAGAAAGCCGAUUGGCCGUCGAGGAAAGCCAGUCAGUCCCAGCAAGGUGAAAGUGUCUGGCAGCCCGGCGAAAUCCACUCGUAGCACGCCAACCACUUCCGUCAAAUCCGACAAAGACGGCGUAGUCCGUAAAGCGAAGAGCGACAAAGGUACAGCUGACUCAUCGACCGUGUCCACGCCGUCGGGAAUUGAGGCUGAAACAGGCGCCAGACUUGUUGAAAAGAGCCUGAUGGAACAGUCGGAGGACAUUUCUUUAGAUUCGAUCGAGAGCAAGGUGUUGGCUGACUUGAAAGAGGAACGGGAGGUCGUCGAAGAGAUCGAAGCGGUCCUUCAGAAAGCGGAACGCAUCGAGGAGACAAGGAAGGACGAUCGUUCAGAGGGUGACGACGAAAUAACCGCGGAGCUUACUGACAAGAAGGAAGAAGACAUUACCGACGAUGAUAUAAUAGAGGCUGACAUGGAAGACGCGCUCAAACGGGAGCUUAUCGACGAGUAUUUGAUCGUCGAGAAAGAGGAGGAUUACAUAGAAGACUCGACCCAGAGCGGCGAGGGUGAACAGAAGCAUAUUCUGGACGAGGCUGAGUCUGAAAAGGUGAAGAUGCUGAAGGAUAUGGAACAGGUGAAGGAGAAAGGUGCCGAGGAAGAGGUGGAAGAGAAAGAGAAGGACGAGAGCGUAGAGAAGCGUGAGAAACAAUUGGAGGAGAAAGAAGCGAUAUCCAAGGCCGAGGAAGAGAAAGCAGAGCCGAUCGAUCUGUCUCCGGAUCGUAGAGAGCAACUGGAGGAGGAGGUUAAAGAGAUAAUCGCCUCCGCGGCGGAAACGAUCCAACAAAAGCCAGAGGAGAAGGAUGAUUCUGGCAAGAAGGAUAGCGAAGAUGUUACCAAGGAACCGUCCAGUUUGAGCCCUGAUAAAUUGGACUCCUCCGAGAAGAAAACAACCGAUACCGACUUGAAGCCUGAAGCCGACCAGAAAGAGCAAGUACCAGAGAAAUUGGAAGAAUCGCAGGAACGUAUUUCGACUUUGGAAUCCGGCGCCACGACGACGGCGCCGACGCUUCCGGAGGACGAACGCAUACCGCUCGACGAGAUAAAGGAAGAUAUCGACGAGAAGCAUAUUAUCGAAGAAGUGAAGGAGAAAGAUGUUCCGAAGGUUAAGGAAGAAGUCGCUGCCGCUGCUUCGCGAAUCGUACCUCCCACGGUAACUACGAAACCGGACGUGCAAGUAUUCGACGUCCGUCAAGCAGUACCGUGUCUUCAACGUGAUAUUGUAAAGACGCCGGACGAAGUCGCCGAUUUGCCGGUCCACGAAGAGGUGGAUCCGAAACUGUACAGGAUGGAGGACUUCGAGAAGGACAAGGAGGAGAAGCCAAGUUUGGUGCAAGCUCAAGAGCCGGAGCAACAGGUCAAGCAACCGCCGACUCCGACUGUCAAGGAGCAGAAAGGAGUUUUCAGUUUCUUCGGCAAGGUAGCCGAUAAAUUCGAAAAGGGUAUCGACAAAUUAACUAAAAAGUCGAAGAAGGACCAGGAGAAAGAUGUCGAUGAGAAGUCGUCGUCCAAGUCCAGCUCUCCGAAAGAGGCGAAAGUGCAAGAGAAGACUGUACUCGAAGAAGUCGAUGUCGAGAAGAUGUUCCCGAAGGUUGGCAAACCCAGCGAGAAGCUCCAGGAAGCAGUUCAGCCCGAAAUAGAAACCAAGAUAGAGGAUAUCGGUAAGAAAGAAGCCGAACGUGACGUAACUGUAGAACUCGAAGACAAAGGAAAAGAAGUUAAACCUACUGAAGAAGAGGAAGCCGUGGAGGAGAAACCGAAAUCUCCAGUAUUGGCUCCAGUAUCGAAACCCGUUGAGGAAGAGAAAGUCGAACUGAAGGAAGAAAUAGUGAAACCGAGUGAAGACGUCGAGGUUGAAGAGAAGAAGGAGAAAUCACCGGAGCUAAUCGACACCAAGACUAAGAAGGAAGAGGAGCUUGCCGAAGAAGUAGAAGAGGACGCGGAAGAAAUAAAAGCGUUGUUGGAAGAAGCCUCCAAGAAAUUUAAGACGGUGAAGGACAGCCUGAGAGAUUCUCUGGAAUCGUUAGAGGAGAAGAUCGCCGACGAGACGGCUGAUUUGCUGCAGGAAGUUCCGCCACUGAAGGACGCCGUUAAAGACACGCUGGAAGGCGUGGUGGAAAAAUUGGAAGCGAUCAAACCGCAAAUCGAGACCGCGUCUCCCGACAGCAAAGAGCCAGAAAAGGUGAAAUUCCAUAUACCGAAAGAAGAAGAUAUCGAGGUGCCAACGAAAGACGUCAAAGAAGCUGUCCGAGACGUUGGCGAGGUUCUCGCUGGGACAGCUGGUAUUGAUAUCGAAGACAAGCCUAAAGACGUUAUCGAAAUUGUGCGUAAGGUUGCCGAGGUUCUCAAGGAAGAUGAUUUCCUUCUGUUCGAGGAGCCAACUAAAAAGGAAGAAGCUGCGUCGCCACCUAAACCCGUCGCCGAAGCUGAAUCGCCGCCUAAACCUGUCGCCGAGUCCGUGUCACCACCUAAAGCUAAAUCACCUGAAGAUAAGUCAGCCAAAAUUGAGGACAAGCUUCCUGUCAUACCGACGAAAGUUGGAAUCACCGAGGAAAUUUCUCCUUAUCAGGAGGAGACUGAGGAGCUCGUUGAAGUACAAGAAGAACCGUGUGUCAAAGUUAUCAAAGAAACGGCGACGAUUCCGUCUGUGAAAGAAGAGAAAGACAAGCGCGACGUCGAGGAAAUAUGCGAGGAAAUGUUGAAAGAAGAUACCGAGAAGAUUGUUCCAGAAACUGUAACUGCGACGGACGAUUCGAAGGUGGACGUAAUGGAAGCUGGACUGGAGGAAGUCUGUGUGAAGGAAACUGUGAAAUCGCCAGUCGAAAAGGAGGAGAAAACUGAAGCAACCAUUGAAGAGUCUGUGAUAGGUUUCGAGCAGAAGGUUUCCCCCGGCAAAGCGGAAAUUGUGAUGGUUUCGCCUGGCUCGACGCCUACUUCACCGAAAUUUGUUACAGAUAAGACGCAGGAGAGCAAAGUGGACUUGAGCAAGGAAACCGGGCUUAAAUUGCCUGCUGAAAUAAAAGCUAUUGUCGAUAAGGUGGAUCGUAUCGUGGAAGAGAUCAUCGAAGAGCUUGUGAUUAAGAAGAAGAAAAUUACGAUUGAGAUUAUAGAGUAUAUAACGAUUGUUAAAGGUGUUCCAAAGGAGCGUGUAAUUUAUAUUAUUGAAGAGAUUAUUGUAAGGAAAGGCCUGUCGAAGGAAGAUGUCGUCGAUAACGUAGAUAUCUUGAAGCUGGAAGAAUCUAUCACCCCGAAAUUGAAAAUGGAACUUGAGGAGUAUAUCAUCAACGAGUACGUGAAAAAAGGAAAAUGUAUAACCAUCGAAAUAGUCGAGGAGAUAUCGAUCAGAAAGAUCGUCCCGAAAGUGAUCAUAAUCCGUAUCAUCCAAGAAAUUAUCGUUAAAAAGUUAAUCGACGUUAAGACUGACGGUCUGUUUGAUUCCCAACUGGAGCAGAUUGAUACUAAAGAGAAGAAAGAGGAAGAAGAGAAGGAGAAGGAAGACGUGAAGAAAGAAGAAGAAGAAGCAAAGGAGAAAGAGAUUCCAUCGGAAUUAGACAAAAAGGAAGAAAAAUUAUCGCCAAUUGAAACUGUCGUGAAAUCAGAACCGAAAUCUCCGGUGGAAAAGGAGAUCUCGGUGGAGAAAGAAACAAAAUCACCUAAAGAAGAAGAUUUGAGUAAAGAGAAACUUACAGUGGAAGAAGAAACCGUUUGUUUGCCAGCUGAAGAAGAAGAAGAAGAGGAAGAAGAUGUAGAAGAAGAUGGUUUCGUAAGUAUUAGAAAAUUCUCUAAAACAGAAAUACAGCUCGACGACAAGAUAACAACGACAUCUGCCAAACCGGACACUUUAAAAGAAGUUAUAGACAAGAGACACGAGAAAGAUAUAGGCGACGACUUUGAGGCUGUUGAACAAGAGUAUAAAGUGCGUGACGUGACUGUUACUUCCCUGGAAGAGCGUGUCAUUUCACCAAAGUCAGACGAAUCAAAGGAGCGAGAAUACGCGGAAGAAGCUGUAGAAGAUACCGUAAGCGAUGUUGUCGAGGCUGAUGAAAAAUUCGUUCACGAGACGAAAGAAAAAACCGAGAAGAAAGAAUCACCACUCGAUGCAAAACCGGAUAAAUUGGAUAAAGAGAAAGUAGAAGCGAAAGUAACGGAAGCAACGGAGUCCCUUGACACUAUAGAAAAGUACCUGGAUGAGGCUAAAGAGAAGAAGGAACAGAAGGUUGACGAAGCAGUACCGGAAGAAUCGCUUGCAGAGAAAUUGGGUGUAACUACAGUGGAGAUAGAGAGGAGGAAACGUUCGAUCGACGAGUUGGAAAAAGAUACAGUAUCCGAAGUUAGUAAGAAAGAAGCAGAAAAGAUAGAGGAAAAGGAGGAAUUGAAACCAGCGGAGAAAGAGGAAGCAAAGCCAAUAGAAAAGAAAGAAGAAGAGAAACCAGCAGAGAAGAAAGAAGAGCCUAAACCUGCGGAGAAAUUGGCUGAACCAGAAUCUCCUAUUCAGAAGGAGGUCACUGAAGAAAUUGAACCUGCCGAAAUUGCAGAAACAAAAGAGAAACUGGAGGCAGAUAUCGUCGACGAGGAGAAGAAGCCCGAAAUACCCGAGGUGGAACGUAAGAAGAGCGUUCAAGAACUGGCCAAGGAUGAGAAAGUAUCUCCGGAAGUGGAGAAGAUCGAAGUUGAAAAGAAGAUCGAGAAAGAAGAACCGUCUAAAGAAAUACCAGUUGCAGUUAAAGAGGAGAAGGUAGAAGAAAAGAAACGAGAGAAAUCACCUGAAGAGGAUACCUCGACUGUUCGAAGGAUGUUGGUCACAGCAAGUAGCGAAGAUGGCGGGCACGAAACUGAGAUUUGCGCGGCCGGUACUAUCGCGUUCCAAAAAAUUGUUACACCUGACGAUUCUCUCAAGGACGUAUCCGUGAAAUCAACACCUGACAAAGAUUCUCUGCUUCUAGACAAGGACUCUCUGCACUCAGGGAUCAGUACACCGGAGAAGGACAGUAUCUCAGACAAGUCGAUGAAAGAUGUUGGAAAGGUAACUCCUGAAGACAGUUUGGACAAAUCGCCAAUUGACAGGCGUGAUUCGCGCGAACUGGAAGACAGUUUAGAAAAAACGGUACCUGACAAACCAAAGGAGGCGGACAGCAGCACUUCUCCGUCUGUGAUAGAACCGGAAGUUCCCAAGUCUCCGAGUUUGCAAGAGCAGAAAGAAAUUCCUCAGGAUCUGGUUAAAACGGCCGACGAGAAGGCGGAGAAAGUUGAACCUGUCGUGCCACUUGCUGCUGAAGCAGAGAAGAAAGAAUUAGAUGCGAAACUGACUGAAGAAACUUCACAAAAACCGACAUCGAUUUCAGAAGAACCGGCAACUGACGUGGACAUUCGUAAGAAAAGUCUCGACAUCACUGCGUCGAAAUCGGCCGAGUCUCUUCGAUCGGAGGAUAUCUCCCCGGCAGAAACUAUUUUCGCGAAAUCGCCCACGGACAAACGAGAAGAACAAACGAAGAUCUCUGAUCUGAAAGAUGAGCCUGUAAAGUCGAUGAUUGAACUGUUUGAUUCUGAGAAGAAGAUUGGACUGCCAGAAGAUUUGAAAGCAGAUGUGAUUAAAGGAGUGACACAGGUUGACAGUAAAAUCGACGUGUCUAUAAGUGAAAAGGAAGACAAGAAGGAGCCUCCUGGUGUUUCACCGAAGAAAAGUCCUGAAGAGAGUCCUGAGAAAAGCCCCGCAAAGAGUCCUGAACUAAAAGAGAGACCAAUUGCUGAACCUACCAAAGCAGAAGAAAAGAUAGAAUCAAUCACAGACCUUAAAUCAGCUGAUCGAGACAAGUUGGAGGAAAAAGACAGAGACAAGAAAUCUCCCUCUCCGGCCCUUAGUGACAAAGAUUUGCAGGAAAUAAGAGAGGACGUUAAAUCGCCGGAUAUUGAAGCAGAUAAGAUAUCUGCCGACAUUGAACAGACUGACGUAGUUGUUAAGGAUAAAUCCCCAAUUCUAGAUACAGAUCAGCUUAAAUCGGAGCCAGAUGCGAAACCACCAACUGCAGAGAAACCAAAAUCUCCCACUGCAAUAGAGAAGAUUGAAAAAUCUGACGUCACUGUCGCGGUAAUAGAAAAGAAAAUCGAAGAAGAAUUAGACACUUCGAAACGUCCCGUUGAACAGCCAGAAAAAGAAGCGUCACCGGAGGCACCAAAAACUCCAACUACAAGCCCCGUUCUCGAACAGUCGGAAUUAAAAGCGGACGUUUCAAAAAUUCCUAGCGAGAAAGCAGGCUUGAAAGAUCUGAUGGAAUCAGAGGAGCCGUUAGAAUCAAAGCGACCUAGCAUUCCUAGCGAGCCACACGAGUUUGACGCGAAGGAAAUAGACAAAGCUAGAUCGUUCAGCAUAACAAGCGCAAUCGAAGAACUUGAGACUAGAGAUCACUUGAAAUCGCCAACUGAAGAGACUAAAUUACCCGACGAAACAAAAGAGAAAUCGAAAUCACCAAGCAUUUCGGGAGAAUCGAAAGAUCUGAAAGAAGUUGAAGAAAAGCUUGACAAAGUUACGUCACCUGGACACGUCGACGCAGAAACGGAAGACGAGGCAAAAGAAACGGUGAAGUCUAGAGCUGCCAGUGUCGCUAGUGUGACAAGUGUUUCAACCGAACCAAAGGACAAAUCCAAGUCGCCUAGCGUUGCUGGAGAGACUCCUGAUUUGAAGGAAGUUGAAGCAAAGGAUGGCUCGGAUAAGUCCAAGUCACCAAGUGUGACCGGUGAUGUACCCGAUUUAAAGGACUUGGACGUGAAAGAAAUAGAGAAAUCUAGAUCUCCCAGUGUGACGAGUAUUCCAGCCGAGGCAAAAGAGCCGCUAGACAAAUCAAAGUCUCCUAGCGUAGCUGGCGAGACACCCGACUUGAAGGAUGUUGAAGUUAAAGAAACAGAGAAGUCUAGGUCUCCCAGUGUAACAAGUGUCCCUGAGAAGUCAAAGUCGCCAAGCGUUGCUGGCGAAACACCUGAUUUAAAGGACAUCAAGGAUAAAGAAACAGAGAAGUCUAGGUCUCCCAGUAUCACGAGCAUACCAGCCGAAGGAAAAGAACCAUCGGAUAAAUCUAAAUCGCCUAGCAUCGUUGACGAAGCACCCGAUCUAAAGGAUCUUGAGCCGAAAGAUACUGAAAAGUCCAGGUCUCCAGUGGAAGCAAAAGAUACAUCGGAUAAGUCGAAAACACCAAGUGUUGUUAGCGAGACACCUGAUCUGAAGGAAGUUGAAGCAAAAGACGUUGAGAAAUCCAGAUCUCCCAGUGUGACGAGCAUUUCAGCAGAACCGAAAGACAAGUCAAAGACUCCCAGCGUUGCUGGUGAAACGCCUGAUGUCAAGGAUAUUGAGAAGUCAAGAUCUCCUAGCGUGACAAGUAUUCCAGCAGAGUCUAAGGAUAUAUCAGACAAGUCAAAGACUCCCAGCGUUGCUGGUGAAACGCCUGAUGUCAAAGAUAUUGAGAAGUCAAGAUCUCCUAGCGUGACAAGUAUUCCAGCAGAGUCUAAGGAUAUAUCAGACAAGUCAAAGACUCCCAGCGUUGCUGGUGAAACGCCUGAUGUCAAAGAUAUUGAGAAGUCAAGAUCUCCUAGCGUGACAAGUAUUCCAGCAGAGUCUAAGGAUAUAUCAGACAAGUCAAAGACUCCCAGCGUUGCUGGCGAGACACCCGAUGUUAAGGAUAUUGAUAAAUCUAGGUCUCCUAGUGUAGCGAGCGUCGCGGAUGAACCGAAGGAUAAAUCUAAAUCGCCUAGUAUCGCUGCUGAGGUGGUUGAUUCGAAGGACGUGGAUGUAAAAGAAACAGAGAAAUCUAGGUCGCCUAGCGUUACGAGUGUUCCAGGGGAAGCUAAGGAGGUCUCGGAUAAGUCAAAGACUCCCAGUAUUGCUAGCGAGACACCUGACGUGAAGGAUGUUGAGGUGAAAGAUGCUGAGAAGUCUAGGUCUCCAAGUAUACCAGCUGCUCCGGCGGAGACUGCGGAUAAAUCAAAAUCACCUAGCGUUGCUGAUGAGGCACCUGACUUGAAGGAUGUCGAGAAAUCUAGAUCUCCCAGUGUAACAAGCGUUCCAGCUAAAUCGAAAUCCCCUAGCAUUGCUGGCGAGACACCUGACUUGAAGGAAGUUGAAGCGAAAGAUGUCGAGAAAUCUAGGUCUCCUAGUAUAACCAGUGUUACAACUGAGCAGAAAGAAUCGCCGGAUAAAUCUAAGACACCGAGUGUUGCUGGCGAGGCACCUGACUUAAAGGACGUUGAGAGGUCCAGAUCUCCUAGCGUCUCGACCGAACUGAAAGAGCCAACUGACAAAUCAAAGUCGCCUAGCGUUACCAGCGAGAAAGCUGACUUGGCGGAUAUUGAUGCAAAAAGUGGCGAAAAAUCCAGGUCUACUAGUGUUGCAUCUAUUGUAGGCGAACCAAAGGAAGUAGCCGACAAAUCAAAGUCGCCGAGCAUCGCCGGAGAAGUUCCCGAUUUGAAGGACGUCGAAACGAAAGAAAUAGAAAAAUCUCGAUCUCCCAGCGUCACGAGUGUUCCAGCUGAGGCGAAGGAUAAAUCAAAGUCUCCCAGUAUCGCUGGCGAGACACCUGAUGUGAAGGACGUUGAGGUGAAAGAUGCUGAGAAACCUAGGUCUCCAACAGUACCUGCAGAGACUGUGGAUAAAUCAAAAUCACCUAGCAUUGCUGACGAAGUGCCUGAUUUGAAGGAAGUUGAGACAAAAGACACCGAGAAAUCUAGAUCUCCCAGUGUCACGAGCGCUGCAGCAGACAAGUCAAAAUCACCGAGCCUCGCUGAAGAGGCGCCCGAUUUGAAAGACAUCGAGAAAUCCAGAUCACCCAGUGUAACGAGCAUACCAGCUGAAGCGAAGGAUGCGUUGGAUAAAUCGAAAUCACCCAGUGUUGCUGGCGAGACACCUGAUUUAGGGGAAAUCGAGGCUAAAGAGGUAGAAAAGUCUAGAUCUCCCAGUGUAACGAGUGUCCCGGCUGAGGGAAAGGAGCCAUCGGAUAAAUCGAAAUCCCCUAGCGUCGCUGGCGAAACACCCGAUUUGAAGGAUGUUGAGAAAUCCAGGUCUCCCAGUGUGACGGGUAUUUCGGUGGAAGCUAAAGAAUCGGACAAGUCGAAAUCGCCGAGCAUCGUUUCCGAGACGCCUGAUUUAAAGGAUGUCGACAAAUCUAGGUCUCCAAGUGAAUUGAAGGACGCGUCAGACAAGUCGAAAUCUCCUAGCGUAGUCGACGACGUUCAGAAAUCUCGAUCGGCCAGUGUAACGAGUAUUUCGGCGAAGCCAAAAGAACGAACAGACAAAUCGAGGUCGCCUAGUAUCGCUGACGACGCCGCUGAUUUGAAGGAGAUCGAAGCUAAGGAAAUUGAAAAGUCUAGGUCUCCAAGUGUGGCUGAAAGCGUUACGACCGAGUUGAAAGACAAGUCCAGGUCUUCCAGUAUUGCUGGCGAAGCGUUGGAUUUAAAGGACGCGGACUCCAAGAUCACUGACAAAUCUAGAUCACCCAGUGUAACGAGUGCUCCGGCAGAGGCGAAGGAUUUCUCGGAUAAGUCAAAAUCACCCAGCGUUGCCAGUGAUAUAUUAGAUUUGAAAGAUGUUCCAGACACUGCGGACAAAUCUAAAUCUCCAAGUAUAGAUGUUUCAGCAGGGCUGAAGGAUGCCACCGAUAAGGCAAAGUCGCCGAGCAUCACCGAAGAAGCAGUUUGUUUCAAGGAGUUCGACGUAAAGUCAGUUGAUAAAUCUCGAUCUCCCAGUGCGACAGACGUCGCAGCUGAGCCGAAAGAAGCAACAGACAAAUCCAAGUCGCCUAGCAUCGCUGAGGAGACACCUGAUUUGAAGGAUGUCGAUAAAUCCAGAUCUCCAAGUAUAUCGAGUGCUCCGGUGGAAGCCAAGGAUGCAUCGGAGAAGUCAAAGUCGCCUAGUAUUGCUGGCGAGACGCCUGAUUUGAAGGAGAUUGAAGCUAAAGACACUACCAAAUCUAGAUCUCCUAGUGUGUCCCCAAGUGCACCAAUGGAAUCUAAAGAUGCAUCGGAUAAAUCAAAGAGUCCUAGCAUAGUUGGAGAGACACCUGACUUGAAAGAGAUUGACACGAAAGAAACUGAGAAAUCUAGAUCUCCUAGCGUUGCGUCAGAACCUAAGGAUAAGUCAAAGACUCCCAGCAUAGCUGGAGAGACACCUGACUUGAAAGAGAUUGACACGAAAGAAACUGAGAAAUCUAGAUCGCCUAGCAUUGCGUCAGAACCUAAAGAUAAGACUCCUAGUAUAAUUGGCGAGACACCUGAUUUAAAAGAGAUUGAUGCGAAAGAAACGGAGAAAUCUAGAUCUCCUAGCAUUGCGUCAGAAUCUAAGGAUAAGUCAAAGAGUCCUAGCAUAGCUGGAGAGACACCUGACUUGAAAGAGAUUGAUGUGAAAGAAACUGAGAAAUCUAGAUCUCCUAGCGUUGCGUCAGAACCUAAGGAUAAGACUCCUAGUAUAAUUAGUGAAACACCUGAUUUAAAAGAGAUUGAUGUGAAAGAAACUGAGAAAUCUAGAUCACCUAGCGUUGCUUUAGAACCUAAGGAUAAGUCCAAGAGUCCUAGCAUAGCUGGCGAGACACUUGACUUAAAAGAAAUUGACGCGAAAGAAACUGAGAAGUCUAGAUCUCCUAGCGUUGCGUCAGAACCUAAAGAUAAGUCCAAGAGUCCUAGCAUAGCUGGUGAGACACCUGAUUUAAAAGAGAUUGACACGAAAGAAACUGAGAAAUCUAGAUCUCCUAGUGUUGCGUCAGAACCUAAGGAUAAGACUCCUAGUAUAAUUGGCGAGACUCCUGAUUUAAAAGAGAUUGACGUGAAAGAAACUGAGAAAUCUAGAUCACCUAGCGUUGCUUCAGAACCUAAGGAUAAGUCCAAGAGUCCUAGCAUAGCUGGUGAGACACCUGAUGUAAAAGAUAUUGACACGAAAGAAACUGAGAAGUCUAGAUCUCCUAGCGUUGCGUUAGAACCUAAGGAUAAGACUCCUAGUAUAAUUGGCGAGGCACCUGAUUUAAAAGAGAUUGACACGAAAGAAACUGAGAAGUCUAGAUCUCCUAGCAUUGCGCCAGAACCUAAGGAUAAGUCCAAGAGUCCUAGCAUAGCUGGUGAGACACCUGAUUUAAAAGAGGUUGACACGAAAGAAACUGAGAAGUCUAGAUCUCCUAGCGUUGCGUCAGAACCUAAGGAUAAGUCCAAGAGUCCUAGCAUAGCUGGUGAGACACCUGAUUUAAAAGAGAUUGACACGAAAGAAACUGAAAAAUCUAGAUCUCCUAGCGUUGCAUCAGAACCUAAGGAUAAGUCCAAGAGUCCUAGCAUAGCUGGUGAGACACCCGAUUUAAAAGAGAUUGACACGAAAGAAACUGAGAAAUCUAGAUCUCCUAGCGUUGCGUCAGAACCUAAGGAUAAGUCCAAGAGUCCUAGCAUAGCUGGUGAGACACCUGACUUGAAAGAGAUUGACACGAAAGAAACUGAGAAAGCUAGAUCUCCUAGCGUUGUGUCAGAACCUAAGGAUAAGUCCAAGAGUCCUAGCAUAGCUGGUGAGACACCUGACUUGAAAGAGGUUGACACGAAAGAAACUGAGAAAUCUAGAUCUCCUAGCAUUGCGUCAGAACCUAAAGACAAGACUCCUAGUAUAAUUGGCGAAACACCUGAUUUAAAAGAGAUUGAUGUGAAAGAAACUGAGAAGUCUAGAUCUCCUAGCGUGGCGUCAGAGCCUAAGGAUAAGUCAAAGACUCCCAGCGUUGCUGGUGAAGUAUCUGAUCUAAAGGAUGUCGACACAAAGGACACUGAGAAAUCUAGAUCUCCCAGUUUAACAGGGGAACCUAAAGAUGUAUCUGAUAAAUCAAAGUCGCCUAGCAUUGCCGAUUCAGGCGAAGCUGAUGAAGCAAAAGGACCCGAUAGUAAAAAGCCAGUUGACCAAGUGCCAGACAAAGAAGGGGCAUUAAAAUCGCCAGUGAAGCUGGACGAUUUAGGUAAAGAUAAAUCGCCGUCUAUUAUCGAUGAUAAGUGUAAAGUAUCGUCUGAAAGUGUUGAAAUGGACCAAGCGUAUAUGGUCGACGGAGAAAGUACGAUGAAGAUAACGCCUGAGACAGAAUCGAGUAUUAAGAAGUAUAUUUUAGAAGAGUAUAUAAAUAAGGGAAAGAAGAUCACGAUGACCGUGAUAGAAGAUAUAGUUAAAACUUACACCGUCUCGGAGCUGAUAGUGAUGACUAUCGUAGAGACAGUGAUCGCAACGAAGAGGCUCAACCGAGACUCUGUUUUAGACAUGUCCGAGCAGAAAAUGGAUCACUCGAUAAGUUCCAGCGUGAGUUCCGAAAUGAUCGCCUCCGACAAGUCUACCCAAGACAGUCCGGUACGUUCCGAGCCGCACAUCGACGAGGAGGUCUCGAUCUCGGAGGAGAAGAGGAUGGAGAUGGAGAAAUUCCUCGAGGAAGACUACAUCAAGCGGGGUAAGAGGAUCACCGAGGACAUUCUCGAAGAAAUCAUCGUGAGGUCGUCGUUGCCACGGUACAUUAUCCUGGAGAUAGUCGAGGAGAUCAUUCUGAAGAGGAAACUCGUUCGAGAGUCUGUGAUCGAUCCGGAGAUAGAUUAUCAGGAGGACGAGACUGAGGACAGCUACGGCAAGGAUGGCUAUCGUUACGAGAAAUCAAUGGAGCUUAGAUACGAGCCCGAGCACGAGGAUAGGAAGAUGUCCUACGAUUACAAGACGACCGAGUAUUCGGGAUCGCGUGAAAGUCAAAUGGAAACGUCGAUGACGGAUUAUCCCGUGAGCUACGAGAGCCAGUUCCACAAAGCGUUCGUCGGCGGUGUGACGGAAAUACGCACGACUCACAUCACCACGCUGUCAGGGAAAUCAACGCCGGACGUGACUCGCGACGGCACGCCUGAUUCGAUUUCCGAGCCCACAGCCUCCACGGUCGAGAAGCUGGAAGACAAAUCCGCCGGUAAAUCAACGGAUCAUGUUUCUCCGGAUAAAGAUGCCGUGUCUACGAGUGUCGAUAGUUCUACCGUCACUACCACGGUGACGCAAAAGGUAACUACGUCUGUUUCAGAAACUGUAGAUUCGAAGCCACAGGUCACUCUGUUGAAAGAGAGUAAAAUUGGCGAACCGCAGGUGACGCACGAAACGGAGAUAAUUAGAAAAGUAAUCGAAUCGGACGUGGACACGAGUAAGCCUCUGUCCUUGGCGAAGCUCGAGUUCGAGGAAUUGGAGAAACGAGUUGUCAAGGAUAGAGAGGAAGUGGGAGAUGAAGCAACAACCGAGGAGCAACAGGAAAUUUCACCGGACGGCAAAGUGAUCGUGGUUAAGAGAAUCGUGAAGCGUGAGGUGACCGAAACCGACGACGAGCCCGAGACCAUUCGCAAGGUUAUAAAGCGAGAGAUCAUCGAGUCGGACGAGCCGAUGGUAAUUACGAAAGUCAUCAAGCGAGAGGUCAUUGUUCCCGAGGGCGGCGAAAUCGACGAUACGGACGAUCUCGCGACGAUAAAGGAGAUCGUGAGCAAAGAGACGCUUCCAUCGACCAUCGAGACCGUGAGAACGGAAACGAAGAAGUACGUGAUCACAGCCGGCGAGAAAUUGACCGAGGAGACUCUAACGUCGGAUAUCCUGAGCGACGUUAAAAGAGCAACGACAACCAUCAUAGACUCCGAUGGCAAACUGUCGAAAGACGCCAUUGAGAAGCUGACAACCGAAGCGAGGAAACAGAGUGAAAUUCUGAGCGACGAGGGAACCGUGAUUAAAGAAACUACGAUCAGAACGGUGAGAUCGGAAGAUUCAACGGAGAAGAAGAAGACCGAAGAGACGAGAUCGGAGAAGGAGGAGGCGAGAUACGCGCAGUUGGAGAAACAUUCGGCGUCUCCCCUGGUACGUGAUAUUGCGUCCGACGUGUCAGGCAGAUCAACGCCGGACCGAAGAUCGGAAGGCAGGUCCAUGACAGCGACUCCGGAGGGAUUUAAAUCGGGGGAGGUGAUCAGAACGAUCAUCACCACGACCAAGACGGUGUCCGACGACGGAGAGAUCGUGACGACCACUCGCGAAGUAACGGAAACUACCAAUGAGAAAGGAGAGACUGUCGUACUGGCGGAGAAAGUAGACGUGAAGGUAGACGAGUACGUGCCCAGUAAAGAGCCGGGAGAGUCCUCGAUGGCUCCUGACAGCCCACUCUUGCGUUCCUUGCACGAGAAGGAGAAAGAAACCGGCUUUAUGAGUCGCGCGAUGAGCAGCAGCGUCUACGGUGAGUUACCAACCGCGAAAGACCUGCCGUCAGGCGAUAGUCCGCUGAAAAUCGGCGAGUCGUCCGUUUCGACCGAGCACGGUGAUUACUCGUUUAAACGUUUCAUGGUGGAGAAAGAGUACGCCGGUGACUACAAGGAGAAGUCUGACCCGAAGAAGUACAUCGACGAGGCGGGGCUCGACUUCGAGAAGGCUUUGUCGAUGGAGAGGAAGGAAACGACUACGGAGACCACUGACGCGCAGGGUAAGACGAUAUCGGCGAGAUACACGAACGGCAGUGUUCGCCAAGAAUCGUCAGACUCGGGUGGCAGAUCGGACGAUCACAAGGAGAAAGACUCGAAAUCCGACACGAAGAAAGAUCCGUUGGAUGGCUGGGGGACUCCGUUGGGACUCCCGUCUCCCAUUCAGCCGCACAAGUUCAACUUGAAGAACGGGUCGCAAACGCCGGCGAGCACUAAUACAAACGCGAACGCGAGUACGAAUCCGGACAACAAUCUCGGUUUGAACUUCGACGCAAUCAACGACUGGGGCGAACCGUUGAGACUACCAUCGCCGGCCCCUGUUACUAACGAGAUCUCCAACAAGGGUACGCCUGGGACGCCGAAAAAGGAGAAGAAGCAAGCGAAGAAGGUGCUGUCGGAGAACAUCAAGAAUAAAAAACGCUCGGAGAGCCCGGGCAAGAACGAGAAGAAGAUGAAGGAUUCGAAGAACAAAGUACAACCGGUCUACGUGGAUCUAACUUACGUACCUCAUCACGGCAACUCGUAUUACACGUCGUUGGAGUUCUUCAAGAGAGUUCGCGCGAGAUAUUACGUGUUCAGCGGUACCGAGCCGAGCCGCGAAGUGUACGAUGCUUUGCUGGAAGCGAAGAGAUCUUGGGAGGACAAGGAUCUCGAGGUAACUAUGAUCCCAACUUACGAUACCGAUACUCUGGGCUAUUGGGUAGCCGACAACGAAGAGGCUCUCGCUGCGAACCACAUUGACCUUUCACCUUCCGCGUCCCGUUGUACGAUUAACCUGCAGGACCACGAGACUAGUUGCAGUGCCUAUAGACUUGAAUUCUAGGGAUUGGCAGCCUGCUCAGCCGUAAUAGUUGAGUUCUGAGCGGUGUUCAGAGAGUGUGCACACGAUCGCUUCGUUUCUGGACUUGCCGUUUCGCGAAUUCCUCACCGUGCCUAUUAGCGGUUCAUGAAACUUUAGAGUGGGAGGGAAAUGAGGGUGAAUCUCAAUGAGAAAGGCUACAUCGAACGACUUAGACGCGGUCGUUUUACGAUCCGAAUUUCGUGCCUAAUCCCAUUAUAAGUCAUAAACGUACGCAGUUGUUCCUUGUUUUUAAAUGCACAGGUUUUAUUGGGUCGACCAGUUGUAUUAUCGCGGGCCACCGUAAUAUAAUAACAGCAUGUAGCAACAACAAAUAAGCGACGAGCAAGUAACAAUGUUAACAGCAACAACGAUAACGACGAUGACGUUGACAAUGCCCCUUUCUCGCUGCUAUCUAUAUUUGAUCUCUAUUUUCUUUGCUUCGUUGCUCUCCUCUAAUAGUUGCAUCGACGAGUACGAUGAAACGAAUGCGAUUCUCUUCUUGAUACACGAUUCGCUUCGUUCCGAUCUCUUUGCCGGUACGUGCGACAAAAUCUCGACUUCCGAAAGCUGAACAAAUCUCUGCGCUACUCUCUAGUUCUACGAUGAACGAACCUGGCCUGCUCUCGGUUUCUUCGUACGCUUAAUACACACGAAGCUUAAAGAAACGCGUAUAUUCUCGCGCCAUUAUCUUUUUAUAUAUAUAUCUAUUAUUCUCGACACCAUAUCGCAGCUUUAAAAAGAACGUAGAACGAACGCUGAGGAAGUAGGAAUACAGCCUGGCAAUAACACGGACAAGACGUACAAAGAUAAAUAAGGAUCAGAGUAACACGCGUGUACGCACGACGAGGGCGAAAUGUUGAAAUGGAAAGGGAUUCUUUGUACAUUUCUGUACGGUGUUUAAGCUCUCGACAAGAUCACGACCGUUCGGAUAAUCCGAGCUCGUGUCCAACGACGAUUUCUCGUCGCGAAUGUCUACGACCGUGUACGUCGAUCGGGAAAUACCAUUAGAGGUUUCUAAAAAGAAAACUUUAGAGAUACUUGGUGCAGUCCGAAUGAAUUUAACUAACUGUAGGGUCGUUCAGAUUGUCGGCGAUUGAUGUUCCAUUCCAAACGCCACUCUCAAGUGGGGAGUAGGCGAAAACUAAACGAGUCUAAAAAAAGAAACUAAGAGUCUAAAAAGGGAUUUCCUCCAGAAUAACGAAGAAAGUAGAGGUGUAUCGGAAGCAAAAUUGAGACGGUGAUAGAUGAAAAGGAAAAAGAAAAAAGAAAAAAAAAAAAACGAAAAAAGAAUCGUACAACAUCCAUCCAAAUGAACAAAGUCCACGUUCGAUAAUCGUAUCGGAGUGAACAGCUCUGUUUUUCACCGUUUCGUUCGUGUUUCGAACGCCAUCAAACUAAGAAAAAAGAAAAAAAAAUAAAAAUAAAAAAGAAAAAGAAGAAGAAGAAAAAACAGAGUUGGUCGUUCCUGUGAUAUAAAUCCGUUUAUAGAUAUUUUUUAGAGAAGAGAAUAUUUCAUUUGCCACGUAACGAAAAAUACCACUUCCUAGAGGCGCGCGCACCGUUUACGAAACUAGACCAAAAAAAAAGAAAAAAAAAAAAAAGAAGAAGAAGAAAAAGAAGAAAAAUCGUACAAGGGGGAUUCAAGUUUCCAUCGACUUGUUUCAUUUUUUUUUUUCUUCCCCUCCCAUUCUCGCGGGAGGGGAGAAUUUGAUUUCGGAUAUUUGCUUCCGGGGAAAGUUCAGUGUCCGACGCGUCUCUUUUACGUGUGUCGUAGCAAAGACUGUAAGGGAAAGAAGUUUCACGCUAGGGUUCUUUAAGAGAGCAGUUUAGUUCCUUUUGUACUUAUUUUUCAACUGAAAUACGACAAACUGCAUUCGUACGGGGAUGACGAUGGCGCGUGGCGAUUGCUCGAGCGACUCGGUAAGGGUGAUGUAUAAUAUAUAGAAUGAAAUCGCAAUGGUAAUCGUAAGACUGCGUACACGUUUGUUAUCGUGAGCAACACGUGUCCCUGUUCGUUUUAAAGAAAGUGACGUGCUACCUCGUGAACAAGCUUGAACGCUUUUUUUCGCACACCGAGACUCGAUUGUCAUCAUGUUUAAUGAUACAUUAAUAGAAGAGUUAUGGUUACAUCGAACCGUAUUUACUAACGAGCGUAACGAUUAGUAAGAUGGAGUAACAAAUGUGUACGCAUCUGAAUGACAACGAUGGAAAAACUGAUAGAGUCACGAUAACGGUGUGACUGUGACGAUGAUUGCGGUGACAAUACCGUACGAUAACGCCAACGAAAUUAUCAUGAUUAUCGUGAUAGUGAUGGUAAUGAUGGUGACGACAAUAACGGUGACAAUAAGGACGAUGACGAUGACAACGACGAUGGACAAAAAUAGUGAUAACGAUGGCAAUGAUGAUGAUGAUAAUUUAUAAGAAUGAUAUGAAAAUAUAGGGACGAUUUAUGAGGUAGUAGGAUGGUAAUAUCUUGCACUCGUUGUCAGACGAAAUGUGAUUCUAGUGCAGGUGAAAGAAGCAAACGUGUUUUCAUCAUUUUGUACAGAUUAUCAGGGUGACUAGUCAUAUUUGUGUGUUCCAAUAUUAAAAUGAGCGUAUGCAAAAGAACUUAUAAAGACUGAAAGGAAAAGUAUUUUUCUAACGAAGUUUAAAUGUCGAAAUACUUCUUGUUUUUAUUUUUACGAGCUCUUUUGUAUAAUGCGCUGUUUAUCUUAGAGCACACAAGUAGGGUGAACAUACUGACGUGGACAGUGAAUUCUAAUUCGAACUGCGCGCGCGAGUCAGAGUAAUUUUCGUAGAAAAGGUAGAUUACGAGAGCACAUGCUCGUUACGUUCGUAAAAAAAAAAAAGAUAAUCGUUUGAUUCACUUUGUAUAUACAUAUAUAAAUACAUAUACGUGAAAAUAUGGGAUAAGAAUGUUGAACGAGCGGAAGCGACGUCGAUAGACCCUGCCAGAAAAUCAGUAUCGGUGCAUUCGGAAAUUCAAGUUUCAAAUAAUUCUAUUCGCUGGGAAAAUUCGUCGAGAAGAGAAAAAGAAAAUUCCAAUAGAAACGAUAAACUAUGACGAUAUAUGCAAAAGCACAGAAAAAUCGUGUAUAGUGAAAAAGGCCUACAAUAUGCAUAGGUUCCGAUAUACACACCGUACGAAAAAAACGAUCGUUCACGUAGAGGAACCAGGUAGAAUUAAGAAGAAAACAACGUACAUCCUGCCAAUUAUGAUUGAUAUGAUAGCUCCGGGUCCAAUAAAUGCUCUAGUCUGUAAGUUCCUUUUUUCUUUUUACUGCUGAAUCACUGCAGUUUCUUCGUUGAUACACACUUAUUUGUUCCUUACUUCGUUCGUAUGUGUACACCACAUCUAUAAUAAUGUUUAUUUGUCAGAUUUGUCACGCCUUCGUCGCAGUAAUUUAAAUUAUAAAUAAAAUAAAGCGAACAACUCUGAAUAUUCUCUGGCAAAAGAUUUGAGGAAAGUUUGGUCUAAACGAAAAUACGUUUGCUGUGUGUCAUUUCUUCUCUUGUUAUUAUCAUCGUCGUUGUCAUUACUUAUUGCUAUAAUACCACCAUUAUUACUAGCAUCACCAUUACUGCUACUACUGCCGAUAUUUUCAUUAUUAUCAUUGUCAUCAUUAUCAUUCAUUGUUAUUUAUUGUUCUUCUUCUUAUUAUUACAACACCUAUCGUUAUGAUUAUUGUCAUCAUCAUUAAUAAGCACAUUAUACCAUUAUAAAUUACUCGAGCAUUAUCGUGUCGUUACAGUCAUCAUCUCGGUCAUUGUCACUAUUGUCAUUGUCAUUGUUGUUGUUGUUGUUGCAUUGUUAUUUUUACCAUCAUCAUCAGCAUGGUCGUAUCGUCAUUGUCACCAUCGAAUCAUCGAUCGCGAACGAGAACUUUGUUGCUUGUAACGAGAAGAAGAAGAGAAAAGAAAAGAAAUAGAAUGAAAAGCGUAAACUGAAGAAAGAAACGCGAGGCGAGAGGACGGUAAAAUGCGCUCGAUAGUCGAUAGAAACCAUGUGUGUACCUAUGUAUUUUAUGUAUUAUUUAUCGACGAAACUAACGAUGACCAGCUGUUUAGGUAGGAUAUUAAAAUUAUCAAAUUGAGUGUGACGAGGAUGAUCGAAAACGAGUAAACAAACAACAGACGUUGUAAUAAUUAACAUUGGGUGAAACAAAAGCGGAACGAUUAGGAUAUUUGCGCUUGUCGCUCGACAAGUCGACAGGAAGAUGAAAAAAGGGGGCGAAAACGAAAAAAAAAGAAAAAGCAGAAUUUAAAUUAAUGAAAAAGAAAAGAAAAACCGAGAGGGUGAGAUGCGAAGAAAAAAGAAAAAAAGAAAAAAAGAAAAAAAAAGUUAAGAACGAGCUUUCAUUAAGACAGUUUAGAUUAAAUAUAAAGAUGAACAAAAAGUAUAUAUAUAUGAACACGUAUACACGCGCGCGCAUACACACACAUAUACACACACAACCGCUCAUACAUACAUACGUAUACACACGCGUACAUGCAUACGAUACAGAAUAAAAUAUACAUAUAAUAUACGAGUGGAAGGGACAGAGAAGACAUAAAAAAAAAAAAAAAAAAAGAAACUAACUAGGAAGAAAUUUAAUUCCGGGAGAGACAAGAUGAAUAAACGCGAAGGAUAACGAAGUGCGAACCUCAACACCUGUACGAACCCCUAAAUCGCGAUGCAUAGAAACGGGUGUGAGAACGGUGAUACGGUUUUAUUUGAACUAUCAACGUAGGAGACCGUCGUAUGGAAUAAAUAUUGUUGUUUCGUACGGCCCUUGACACGUAUCCGACACUCGAGCACAUCGGAGUAAGCGUAUCGCUCGGUCUUGGCUCGAUUUUUCGUACUUCACGCGACGACGUGUUCGCUGCCGAGUAGAGUAUACCUAUUGUCGAAUAAUCGAGCGAUCGAGCGAGUCGAAUGGAGAAAAAGAAAAAAAAAAAAGAAAAAUGGGACGAAAAGGGAAGGAAAGACGAGAAAAUGAGAAAAGCAAUCGGUAAUGUUAAAAGAGUUUGUUUACUCCGCGCGAAAAAUAUCGGAUACGCUAAUGUUCUAGUCAGAUGAAAAAAAUCUCGUUUCCUAAUAUUAUAAACAGAAAAAGAAAAGAGAAAGAGAGAGAGAGAGAGAGAGAGAGAGAGAGAGAAACCAUCUAGUCAUUCUUCUUCACAGUCGAUUUUUCUGCCGUUACGAGACUGCGCCGCAGAUCAUGAAGACGAGAAAAGGUAAAAGUUUUUUCACAAUUGUAUUUAUUAUUACGAAAAAGGUAAUCGCGGUUCUCACCCCUUGAAGCGCAUCGGCGCGUCGUGUUUUUUCGAAUAACGAAUUAAGAAGAAACCAAAAAAGGAAAAAAAAAUAAUAAUAAAUAAAUAAAUAAA